Molecule: messenger RNA, 4670 nt
Organism: Ornithorhynchus anatinus (platypus)
Lineage: Eukaryota; Metazoa; Chordata; Mammalia; Monotremata; Ornithorhynchidae
Gene: ARMH3
Product: armadillo like helical domain containing 3
Exons: 26
Coding region: 57-2126 (689 amino acids)
Biological process (GO): regulation of Golgi organization
Cellular component (GO): cytosol
Source: RefSeq, a predicted model, not a curated record
AUCGGGAUCGGGAUCGGGAUCGGGAUCGGCGGGCGCGGCGCCUGGGCUCAUGAACCAUGGCCCAGGUGGAGAAAAGGGGAGGGCUGCUGCGGAAAUCCUCAGCGUCCAAGAAGCCGUUGAAAGAGAAGGUGGUGCUGAUGUAUGAUGAAAUCUUCACGACGGAGGACCCCAGCAAGUGCAGCCCCCGAUUCUGGGAGGAACUGUUCCUCAUGAAGGUGAACCUGGAGUAUCUGGAAAGCAAAUUAGAGUCUCUAGAUGGGGAGGAAUUAAUGAAGAUCAAGGAUAACAUCAACUCUCUGUUCCAACACUGCAUCCAGGCGCUGGGAGAGGAACACCCAAUUCGAGUUGUCAAUGCACUCCAGACCUUGUGCGCACUCAUUCGUGGAGUCCAUCAGAAGAACAAGUCCACUUCCGGGUUCGACAUCAUCAACAUGCUCAUGGGCUUUGACAAAGCGGAGCUGUGCAUGAAGAAUCUGAUGGAGAGUUUGGAUUCUCUGCUCUGCGCGGAAGGCUCUGAAAGCCUGAAAAGCUUGUGUCUGAAACUUCUCCUUUGCUUGGUAACUGUGACAGAUAACAUCAGUCAGAACACCAUUCUGGAGUACGUGAUGAUCAACAGCAUCUUUGAAGCUAUUUUACAGAUUCUCUCGAACCCCCCCAGUCGCAGGGAGCACGGUUACGAUGCGGUUGUCCUGCUGGCUCUGCUGGUGAACUACCGGAAGUAUGAGUCUGUGAACCCUUAUAUUGUGAAACUGUCGAUAGUGGAUGAUGAAGCCACCCUCAAUGGGAAGGGGCUUGUGAUUGCUCAAGCUUUGUCCGAGUAUAACAGGCAAUACAAAGACAAAGAAGAAGAACAUCAAAGUGGCUUUUUUUCAGCCUUCACCAAUAUGGUGGGCAGUAUGUUCAUAGCAGAUGCUGAUGAGAAAAUCUCAGUACAGACAAAUGAGGCCAUCCUUUUGGCUCUUUACGAAGCUGUUCACUUAAACAGGAACUUCAUCACAGUGUUAGCCCAGAGCCAUCCUGAAAUGGGCUUGGUGACAACCCCGAGCAGCCCUGUUCCCACCACACCUGUCACGCCUCUCGGGACCACACCUCCUUCUUCUGAUGUUAUAAGCUCCGUGGAACUCCCGCUGGAUGCAGAUGUGCAGACCAGUAACCUGCUGAUAACCUUCCUAAAGUACAGCUCGAUCGUCAUGCAGGACACAAAAGAUGAGCACCGACUGCACAGUGGCAAGCUUUGCCUGAUCAUUCUCACGUGCAUCGCAGAGGAUCAAUAUGCUAAUGCAUUUUUGCAUGACGACAACAUGAAUUUUCGAGUCAACCUACAUAGAAUGCCUAUGAGACAUAGGAAGAAAGCAGCUGACAAGAACCUCCCGUGCCGUCCUCUGGUGUGUGCAGUACUGGAUCUGAUGGUGGAGUUCAUCGUGACACACAUGAUGAAAGAGUUUCCCAUGGACCUUUAUGUGCGAUGUAUCCAAGUAGUGCACAAGCUGCUGUGCUACCAGAAGAAGUGCCGAGUUAGACUGCAUUAUACGUGGCGGGAACUCUGGUCAGCUUUGAUAAACUUGCUGAAGUUCCUCAUGUCCAACGAGACUGUGCUUUUGGCCAAACACAACAUUUUCACAUUAGCUCUUAUGGUAGUAAAUUUGUUCAACAUGUUCAUCACGUUUGGGGACACCUUUCUUCCCACCCCCAGCAGUUAUGAUGAGCUCUACUAUGAGAUUAUCCGGAUGCAUCAGAACUUCGACAACCUGUAUUCAAUGGUCCUGAGACUUUCCACCAACGCCGGCCAGUGGAAGGAGGCAGCUAGCAAGGUGACCCACGCCCUAGUCAAUAUUAGAGCCAUCAUCAACCAUUUUAACCCCAAGAUUGAGUCUUAUGCAGCUGUGAAUCAUAUAUCCCAACUCUCCGAAGAGCAGGUUCUGGAAGUGGUCCGGGCCAACUAUGACACACUGACCCUGAAACUUCAGGACGGGCUGGACCAGUACGAGCGCUACUCGGAGCAGCACAAGGAGGCCGCUUUCUUCAAAGAGCUGGUCCGGUCCAUCAGCAUUAAUGUGCGCAGGAACCUGGCCUUCAAUACUUUAAGCCAGGAGGUCCUACUGAAGGAAUUCUCCACCAUCUCCUGAAGCCGCAUCUCCCGAUCACGGACACAAACCCUCAUGCUGUGCUCAAUCUACAUUCUUGGAACUGACCCCACCCUCCUUCCUGGAAGCACCUUGGGCUGGGGCUGGGGGGCAGGCAGGGCCUUCCUGGAGGACAGCCCGAGAAUGGAAGGACACACGGACACACACAUUUUCCUCCAGGCAAAGUGGACUUGCAUUGAACGUGGUGGGUGGGGGGGGCAUUAGUUUCACUAGUUUGAGGGGGGCGUAGAGCAGAGGGGCUCUGGGGAGGUGGGGUGGCUUGCUAUAGAAGGCUUGAAUCAUAGUUCUCAGAGCAGGAACUGCUGGGAUUUUUACUUUGUUUUUGCUCAUGUGAGCCUGUCCAGGCAGUGACAGGUGACUGAAAUGGGGGAGACAUUCUGCGCAGGGCAACUUUCCCCUUGGCCUUCCACCAGCCGAAUCCCCACACAGGGCAAUGGUGGUCCCCUCCCAAAGCCAGGAACAGCAGCCAGAGAGACUCUUGGACCUGGCUCUCCUGAUGUUCUCCUGCUGAAAGGGUCACUGGGGAGAAGGAAGCGAGGGACUAGCCCCCAACUUAAGUGGUGCCAGUGGCCAGAACGGCAGGGAGGGAGUCGGUGUCAUUUCUGCCCGCUGCUGGGGCACCACUGGCUUCUCUCUGGGGUGCAGCCUCCCAAAGUUCCCAGGUCAAGGAGGGUCACCAGAGCAUGAAAUUCAGCUGAAAGUGCCUCUCCCCAUCCCCCAGCCAGACUCCUGCCCCAAAGUGCGAUUCAUCUACUAUUUUCCUUCCUGCUUCUUUUAAAAAUAUCUCUUUUAAAGCCAGUCUGGAAGCUGUGAAUAUGAAAUAAACAUUGACAGAUUUCCUGGAGCCAUCUAGGUGCCAUCCACGUCUCUCUCCACACCCUCUAGUCCUGCCCCUCACCCCCUGACCCGCUCAGGCUCCAGGCCCUGGCACCUGCCUCCCCUGAGGGCAGAGCCCCUCCUGCCAGCCUAGACUCAGGACCCAAACUCCUGCUGGGGUUUUUUUUGUCCCUUCAACUCCCCACGGCAGCGCCUUCUGUGCCAGUGAACGGGCCAGGUUUUCACUCCCACACCCAUCUGCUCUCUGCAUCCAGCUUGGGUGAGAUUUGCCCCCAGGAGCAGUGAGGCCGAUGGGGUGUGAGGGGUGCGCGGCAGCGGCAGGGAGCAGUUGGGGCCGGGAGCCCCUGGAACUUGCACUCAGCUGGAUCUAAUGGUCCAGUACCACGGUGGCUGGAAAGACUCAUCCGGAAGGGGCUGCCCCUCCUGCUCGUCGGUUCUCAGCUGCUCUUGGGAGCACAUCGGGAGUGCAGCGCUGUCCUUGAAAGUGCUCAGUCUGCACUGAGAGACCCCUGCCCGACCCUGGGGCCUGGGCCACCACCCUGAGCCUUCCGUUCUGCCUCUGCUCUUCGGGUGGGGAUAGCAAUGCUACUCAAGCUGCCUGGCUCCCAGAAUCUGGGUGGGCUGCAGGCCUGACCUGGGCAGCUGCGGGCGAGGAGUAAAAUGGGAGGGCAGCAGCAUUCAGGAGAGCGGCAGCAUUCAGGAGAGCUGGGGCUUGGAAUCCCCUCACCCCUCUCUUUGCCUCAGUGCAGUUCUGCUCCCCCCACCAACACCCCGUUAGUGCAGCUGAGAGGCCAAGGGCCCCCAGGGUCCCCCUUUGAUCCUGGGACCAUCCUUUCCUCAGGGAAGGAUGGGGGUCUUCUCUGCUGCUGAACUUGGACUUCUCCCUCUCUGCUGCCAUCACCUAUCACCUGUCCAUCAGCUGUGGCCCACAACUCCAGUCGUGCCUCCCAUUAUAUCCCCGGGGCGAUGCGGAGACCUGGCCUCAGAGGACGCAAGCCUCCCUUCCUCCACCUUGCUUUUCCUCCCCUCCUCAGACAGGGCAGCCACCUUGUCUGGGAGCUUGGUCCUUGAGAGCACUGGAGACUGGAAUGAAAUGGAAGAGCAGAAGCGUGGCAGGGUGGGUCAUUGGAUUUGGCCUUUUCCAGAGCUGGGGAAGGGGACAUCCUAAAUGCCUGGUAAGGGACCAUUCCCCACCCCCAAUACACACACACACACACACACACCACCACGCCCCCCCCUUUCCCCCCCACCCCCUUUUCACUCCCCACCAACAUCACCCCCCUCUCAGCCCCAGCACUACCCCUCCUGGUCCCAUGAGGCAAGUAGGAUUUGGGCCUGGCCAUGGGGCAGAUUUUGCCCAUCUAACCAGAAAUAGAUCAAAUUAAUAGUAUUUAUUGAGCACUUACUGUGUGCAGAGCACUGAAUUUAGCGUACAAGGACGUUCCCUGUGUCUCUGCCAGUCUCCCAGGCAGUGCUAAGGGCUGUCACUCAGACCGGGCCUCUGCAGGGAGCCGGCGGCGGGGGAGUCUGCAAUCAGGAUGGCCCCUUUGUGGAGUGGGAGUGGGUUGCCAGUUUUAACUAGGAUGUGGGGGAGGACAAGUCAUUUCAAGAAUAACUAUCAAAUCCUGUAGGGGAGAGUUUGACCCUAUGGUGAAUGUCUGGAGUUAUUAAAAAUUGAUUUUUAUGGGA